Molecule: messenger RNA, 1509 nt
Organism: Radiomyces spectabilis
Lineage: Eukaryota; Fungi; Mucoromycota; Mucoromycetes; Mucorales; Radiomycetaceae
Exons: 2
Coding region: 104-1225 (373 amino acids)
Source: RefSeq, a predicted model, not a curated record
UGUAGCCAAGGAAACAGGCUUUUGCUUUAUUUUUAGUGAUCUUUUUUCUUUCGAUUUCUUUCGAUUUCUUUGUUGUUAUUCAUUGUUCUUUUCUAUACAUAACAUGGCGUUUGUUCAACAGCAUCGAAGGCGAUAUCAUCGAUCGCAACCUUCGGUUUCAUCCGAUUCCGAAGAUAUGAGUUCGAUAUAUCACAAAAGCGGGUCAGUAACUCAGACCAACCUGGUUUUAUCGCCUGGCGUAACUCAGCCCAGUUCUUCGUACCCGUCCGACUCUGAUACCGAUUGGCAUGUCAUCAGUUCAGCCUUGCCAUCGGCCUCAUCGUCGCAACCUAGUCCCUCCCACAGCAAUCUUUCACCGGCAUUACCACCUUCGGAAACCGAAUCGUUCUCUUCUUUUCGUCCCUCCGAUACCGAAUCGUUUUCCGACGUCGACAUGCAUGGCGAUGCGACGGUCGAUCCCAGCCAUGGUCAAAGCUCACUGUUCUUCAGUGCGUUGCCUGCUCACGACGGCACCGGUUUAUUUGUAAUUAAUUCCGACAACAGAAGCGCGCAUGACGCAAACACUCCCGCGGCGUUUGCGAGGGUCGUACAGCAUAUGCUGGGUGAGCAGGAAUGGCGAACCACGACGGACGAGCAAGAAUUUGAACCCGACACCACCAGCAUGCCUAAUAUUCUUUUACCUCACGGUGGCAUCUGUCCACCGUCAUUUGCCCAUUCAAUCCAUAUGUCGUCGGCUUCCAGUCUAUCCCAGCCAGUGUCGCCAACUUCUGCUUCUCCUCAUCCUCCCUGGGCGGAGUUUACAACCCACGAUUUGGACAUGGUCUUGUCAGCUGAGGCCAUGGAGCCCGUUGACGCCCAGCUGUCCGAAGCAAGUGUAACCACGACGAGCACCACCAGUACCAAUCGCGCCUACACUCGCGACAAUGUCAAGUUUACACGACGACGGUAUCGAAAUCUCGAUAGUAUUCCGACGCAUCAUCCAGCCAUUCCGGGAACCACGACAUCUUUUGCCAUUCUUUCGAUUGUGUGGAACCACAUUUGCCGUCUGACAAACCACUUGAUAGAAAACGAUACAUCCACUUCAGAUACCCUGAGUUCGCUGUUUUCUGAAGCCGUUGUGGAAGGCCUUUUACCGCUGGGGUCGCAUCUGCAUAUGGAUUUAGGCGCCUCCCUUCGACCACUGUAUUCCAGACGCAGGCUAGAAGGCAUUCCAGAAAUUCAAUAGGAGUCGCCUCAGAUGAUGCAAUCGUUGGACCCCAGCACGCCCUAUCACAUGCGAUCUUUACCAAGUUAAUCUGUAAUACAUAUAAUAUAUACAAACAUGUCCAUGCGGAUACAUGUGCAUGUCGUCAGUAAUAUACUGAUCUACACAUGUUGACAAUAUCAUCAGGCAGAGCUCUUUUACAAUGUACAGUGACUCUUAAAGUUUCCGGACACGGUUAAACCCAAUCCAAUUCUUGCCAAAUUUUUCUACAUACGAAUACAUUAAAGCCAUUCAUUUCUAGAGCG